Schistocerca americana (American grasshopper) is the source of this 1224-nucleotide messenger RNA. RefSeq lists its product as uncharacterized. Gene Ontology annotation, biological process: SCF-dependent proteasomal ubiquitin-dependent protein catabolic process. The record is from RefSeq and is a predicted model, not a curated record. Gene Ontology annotation, cellular component: SCF ubiquitin ligase complex. Bases 1 to 1224 code for a protein of 407 amino acids. The transcript is spliced from 3 exons. Gene Ontology annotation, molecular function: protein binding. Lineage: Eukaryota; Metazoa; Arthropoda; Insecta; Orthoptera; Acrididae.
AUGGUGAGAGCUUCAGUGAUGGAAAAACUCAAGACUGGAUUGAGGAUUUCAAAGCCCAUAGAACCAAAUACCAUAAACUAUCUUCCAAAUGAAAUUUUGUUGCAGAUCCUUUUUUAUCUUUCUGUUGAAGAUAAAGCACUUAAUGUUCAAUUUGUUUGCAAUCUGUUUUGUAUCUGGUUUAGAUCAUCAGGAGAAGUUCUUAACAGAUUAACAGAAUUCUGCAAAGAUUUGCGUAAAUUAGACUUCUGUGUGCCUCAGCUUGAGUUACCUUAUGAAGUAUUCAAGAAUCUUGUUUCAGAAUGUCCGAAACUGGAGGAAAUUACUAUCGCAGGAUCUGCACUAGUAAGAGAAGAAUUGGCAGAACUUGUGGGCCAAUGGGAGUACCUGAACGACAUUUAUCUUAUAGGCAGAUCAGACAAACCCAUUACACUGAAGUAUUUAGCAGAGGGCUGCCCAGCGUUACAGCAUUUACACAUGCGUUAUGUUGUGUGCAGUUUUACCGAACUAGAAUAUUUCUUAGAGAAAAAGAAGAACAAGCUACUGAGUUUAAGCAUUAGCCCACUCACUCAAGAUGGCAGAUGUGUGAUUCCUCUCCUUCACAUUUGUAAGGACAGGCUGGAAAAACUGCAGUUAGAAGACAGCAAAUAUUGCUACAUUGAGUCACACAAUUUUGGUAUCAUAAAAACACUGAAAAACUUGAAUGCCCUGAGCAUAAAAAUUCCUCGUGGUGUAAGAACAGAUGUGAUGUCAGAUAUUUUUGAAGAAAAGGCAUUGUGUCAGUUACAAGAACUUGAACUAAACAAUUAUGCAGAAAUAAAUUACACUCUGGUUAACACUAUUUGUAGUAACUGCCCAAAUCUCUUGAGAUUGGCUCUCAGAUAUUCAACACGUAUUAGUGAUGAUGCAAUGAGGAAUCUACACAAAUGCAAGAACCUGGAAGAUUUUGAUUUGUAUUAUUGCACAGAACUUACAGAUGUCGCUGUGGACUUUGUCUUAAAGUGUAGUAAACUGAAGUACCUCAAUCUUGGUUUCUGCAAACUAACAGAGAAAAGCUUAACACGUCUUAUAGUUAUGACUGAACUUGGAGAACUGAUCCUUGAUGCAAUUAAUGUUGCAAGUCUUCCCUUGCAAGUUUUUCUUCAACAUUUGACGAACCUUAGAGAGCUUAAACUUGAUUACUGUAUGAACAUUGAUAACGAUCCGCUCUGUGAUAUUUGUGGCUGA